Monomorium pharaonis (pharaoh ant) is the source of this 873-nucleotide messenger RNA. RefSeq lists its product as uncharacterized. The record is from RefSeq and is a predicted model, not a curated record. The transcript has 5 exons. Lineage: Eukaryota; Metazoa; Arthropoda; Insecta; Hymenoptera; Formicidae. Bases 161 to 760 code for a protein of 199 amino acids.
UUUUCUUCUUAAUCUGUAGCAUAAAUAUGUUACCAAAUAAUUUUCAUAUGCGUUGAAAUUUAGACAUAUUAUGCUUUUCUUUUUAUGUUAGACAGACAUAUUAUAUUUUGCUUAAGAAAGUGUUUCGUAUUACUAGUCAUUGUACGCGACAUGAUUCAUUAUGCGAUGGAUAAUUUAUACAGGAGGGUAUAUGCUGUUAUGGGUAUAUGUGUACGGUGGGUCAGCUUUAAAAAGAGGAUUUGGUCAUUCGGCAAUCAGAACGAUUAUUGCUGUCAGAUCAUACAAGUUGUGUUAUUCGAUUUUGAAUCUGAAAAUGUUUGCGAUCUUGGCAUUUUUCUUGUUUUCCAUAGUUUUUGCUAAUGACAGGAGCUUAAACAGAACGGAUUUGAAAUGCGAGGGACAUGCUUUUCAUAACGUGUCUCUUUCUGCAUAUUAUCCUGUAUUCGGGACAGAUGAUAAACGUAAUCACUUAGAUGACCAAGGAAAAAUGUUGAAUACUCUUCAGGAUUACCUUGAUGGUCGCUGUCGUUACGUCACUGUUGCCGGUAAUUUGAGAUCUGGCAUUCCAUAUGGAACGAAAGUAUGUAUAGAAAAAUUGAAUGAGCAAUUUGGAAGACAAAUUCACCUGCAGAUAAGAGAUCAGACUGAUUACGAAAACAAUAAUGACGCACUUAAUUUCUCGAGAUUGGAAAUUUGUGUUAGAACCGAGGAAGAUACUUAUGAUACGUAUUUAAAUGGCCUUGUUACUAUUCAUAUAUAACAAUUAUAUUAAAAUUAUGUACUUAAUUGUUAAUUAAAAAUAAUACUGUUAAAUUUAUGUUUCAUAAUAAGAUGUACUAUAUGGAAUUGAAUUAAAUUGUACAUAUAAACAAA